Zalophus californianus (California sea lion) is the source of this 1200-nucleotide messenger RNA. Its product is annotated as eukaryotic translation initiation factor 4E type 2-like. The transcript is spliced from 3 exons. Gene Ontology annotation, molecular function: translation initiation factor activity; RNA 7-methylguanosine cap binding; G protein-coupled receptor activity. The record is from RefSeq and is a predicted model, not a curated record. Gene Ontology annotation, biological process: G protein-coupled receptor signaling pathway; translational initiation; sensory perception of taste. NCBI's taxonomy places the organism in Eukaryota, Metazoa, Chordata, Mammalia, Carnivora, Otariidae. The coding region runs from base 1 to 1200 and encodes 399 amino acids. Gene Ontology annotation, cellular component: eukaryotic translation initiation factor 4F complex; cytoplasm; membrane.
AUGGACCCGGUGGUCGCCGCUCACCCAGUGCUGAGCGCCGAGAGUCACCACAGGCCUCGUGGACCCCCGACCGACGGCCGGGACGGCGAGGGGCGGGGGGGGCGUGAUCACGCAGCCGCCAGGCUCAUACCUGCGCCUCCCGCUGACUCCCGUUUCCUCCCCAGCGGCGCUCUGGCCAAGGCAGCCGCUAUUGCUCCGCCCCUUCCUGUCUGCUGCUCCCACGGCUAUGAAGCCGUCAGUGAGGCACCACACCAGAAAUAUAUUCAUGGAAAUGUGAGGUGGAAUGAAGAUCUCUUUCUGGUGGUGGCAGCAGGAGAAGUCAUCUUAGGAAUGCAGGGAAACGGGUUCAUGGGACUGGCAAACGGUACUGAGUGGGUCAAGAAUGGCAAAGUCUCAUCAACUGAUUUCAUCCUUACCAGCUUGGCUAUGGCCAGAAUCACUCAAGAGUGGAGUGGCGACGGUGGCGGUGAGAGGCUGAACAACAAGUUCGAUGCAUUGAAAGACGAUGACAGUGGAGGCCAUGAUCAGAAUGAAGAAAACAGCACACAGAAAGAUGGUGAGAAGGAAGAAACAGAACGAGACAAAAGUCAGGGCAGCAGUAAGAGGAAGGCUGUUGUUCCUGGACUAGCAGAGCAUCCCCUGCAGUACAACUAUACUUUCUGGUACUCCAGAAGGAUGCCCGGCCGUCCCACCAGCUCACAGAGCUAUGAACAGAAUAUCAAACAGAUUGGCACCUUUGCCUCUGUGGAGCAGUUCUGGAGGUUUUAUAGCCGCAUGGUACGUCCUGGGGACCUGACAGGUCAUGGUGACUUCCAUCUCUUCAAAGAAGGAAUUAAACCCAUGUGGGAGGAUGAUGCAAAUAAAAAUGGUGGCAAGUGGAUUAUUUGGCUGCUGAAGGGCUUGGCAUCCCGUUGCUGGGAGAAUCUUAUCCUGGCCAUGUUGGGGGAACAGUUCAUGGUUGGGGAGGAGAUCUGUGGGGCUGUGGUCUCUCUCUGGUUUCAGGAGGACAUUAUUUCAAUAUGGAAUAAGACUGUCAGUGACCAAGCAACCACAGCCCGAAUCUGGGAUACGCUUCGGCGAGUGCUUAACUUACCUCCCAACACCAUUACGGAGUACAAAACCCACACCGACAGCAUCAAAAUGCCAGGCAGCCUGGGCCCCCAAAGGCUCCUUUUUCAAAACCUCUGGAGCCGUGGUUGA